Molecule: messenger RNA, 1947 nt
Organism: Boeremia exigua
Lineage: Eukaryota; Fungi; Ascomycota; Dothideomycetes; Pleosporales; Didymellaceae
Exons: 5
Coding region: 1-1947 (648 amino acids)
Source: RefSeq, a predicted model, not a curated record
AUGUCGAACUUGACGCAGCAACGACCAGAUAUCCUGGUCACAGACUGGAUCGAUCAGUUCGCACCUCAGCAGCACGCAGUCUUCCGAACAAAUGGGUUCAACAGCCAACGAGCCAGGGCUCCCCAGCUGCAGCAACAGAGAGCCGGGGCCUUGACGGACGACUUCUGUAACAUCGUUCAGCAAUUUGAAGAUAUCCUUCCUAAGCAUGCUGGUGGUGGAAGGAUCAAUAUCCGAGCCUCACAUUCCUGGGACGAGGUUGUCAGAGCUGCCAAAGAUGCCGAGACCGCGUACCUAGCUGAAACCAGAAAGGGGAGUAAAGGAGCAGUGCGAGGAUAUUUGCGUCGGUUCGGAGACUACUCAGCAACAGCGACCCCAUGGACUGGCCUCUUACCGAACGACAAAUACUUCAGCGUGCUUUGCGGAGGCUUGAAGAUUGUACUGGGUAUUGCGGCCCGGAGAAGCGAGAGACGAAUCGAGAUAUUCGAAGCUUUUGAAUUGCUACCGGCGACUAUAGAAAAGACACAACGAUGUCAUGAAAUCUUCCCCAAGAACCUGGAGCUGCGCGACAAAGCCUUGACCGUUUACUUGGAUCUUUUGACGAUGGUUGAAGCCAUGAUCGCCUGCCUGUUAGAUAAGAAACUGUUGGCCCGAAUCAAAGAUGGGCUGAGAGGACCUCUUGCUGACGAGGACCUGGACGAGAAGAAAAGACGUUUCCACAAAUCAAUGGACGCUCUGGAGCAGCAGGUCCACUUCUUACAUCUUUCCUCGUCGGCCAAAGCCAAUGCAACCAUUGCAGAAAUGAGCCCAAGCGUCCAUAAUACCGAAAGGAUGGUUUCGUCUAUUGACGAUACAGCUAAAAUCCUGCACCACACCAGCAAAAUUGCCCUAAUGGAGUUUGAAGAGCUCCGGUCGGAUGUGGCCUCCCAUGCACAGAUGACGCAUUCGCUGGCAAAGCAAGUCGGAAUGCAGACACAGGCGAUCGAGUUGCAGAGUCAAUCAAGAAAAAAUCUUGCUUCGCUACUCCAAGACCACAUCAGCAACAUUGAAUGGCGCACGACCGAGCUCCAGAGAGCAUGGGAAGCAGUCAAUCGUAGAUUGGACCGUGAAGGAUCACAACUUCAGCUGAUCUCUCAUCUGAGCCACGCUUUGGAGCAUGUGAGCCAAGAUCUCGGUUUCGCAGUUCAAAGUACACAAUUGUGUAGUCCCCCAAGCCAGAGUGCAAUGUACUGGGUACUCCAGUCACCUCGUUUCAAGCACUGGCUUCAAGGCCCUCUCCCAGAUGUCCUGGGCGUGAGCGGGAGGCUGGAAGAUGGCAUGGCUCGCUACUCCUCAACAAGUCUACUCUGCGGAAUGCUCGUCCAAUCCCUUCAAGAGAGCAAUGUCGCACAUGUGCUUCACUUCUUCUGCGGCCCACACAACUCGAGAUUUGACGCUUUCUCGGGUCCAAGAGCGUUAAUUCAGAGCUUACUGGCCCAGCUACUGUCUUUACAGCAGUUUGACAUUGGUUUCCUUCGGUUCGGACAGUGGGAAGAAGGCCUCAGAGCGAACAACAUAAGCACGUAUUGCAGCUUGUUUCGUAGGCUCAUCGAACAGCUGCCUACUUCGAUUAUGUUCUGCAUCAUUGAUAGCGUAUCUGUCUUCGAGGUUGAUUACUGGGCAGAUGAUCUCCAGAUCGUACUCAGAACUCUUCUCGAGACUGUCGCUGAUCCGCAGCUGAGUGUACGACUGAAGCUGCUGAUCACUUCAGCAUCACGGAGCAGGUGCAUGGACAGCCUGUUGAAUGAAAAUGACACGCUACAUGUACCGACUGACACCGGCGAUCGGCAGCUUCUCAAUGGUAGAUCCGUACACUCUGAGCUUGCGGACCGUCAAUUUUUAACGACAUACGGAUCGGCUGAACAUACAAACUUACCGUACGAGAACCUUUACGAUACAGGGUACGAGUAA